CUGGUGGCGGCGCCGGCGCCGGCGGAGGGCGGGGCGGCGGAGGGCGCGGCGCCCAAGCGCGUCAGCUUCACGGGCGGCGAGCAGCGGCUGGGCGCGGGCGCGGGCGCGGUCGCGUGGCCCACGCGCAACGGCCCGGCCCCGCAGCCGCCCACGCGUCAGCACCUCGAGCCCGCGCCCCUGCGCCCGCUGCUGCACCUGCCGCCGCACCUGCACUACCACUCUGAGUCCGAGUCCGGCAGCGAGGCCGGCGAGGUGCAGCGCAUCCUCACGCGCCACCGACCAGGCGCGGGCCCGCCGCCGCCGCCCGCGGCCAACAAGGGCUCCACCAAGAAGAAGAGGAAGUUCGGUCGAGAAGCGAGAUUUUCAUCCGAUGUUCAAUAUGUAUUAUCUUGUUUAUUUAUUUGUGUAUGUUCAUUUAAUAAAAUAAAAUGUCCUGUAUUUGUAAUUUGUCCAACUGUUUUAUAUGGCCGUAAUAUCGUCUCAUACGAUUAU
Messenger RNA from Gryllus bimaculatus (two-spotted cricket), 492 nucleotides. The record is from the annotation of a GenBank genome assembly. Lineage: Eukaryota; Metazoa; Arthropoda; Insecta; Orthoptera; Gryllidae.